CACCUGGCAGCGGCCAAUCAGCGGUCGCGGCGGCGGCGGACGGCGAUCGAGCGCCGCUCACCUGCUGCGGCCGCGCCCGCUCGCAGCACCCGGCUGGUUCUCUUGGCGGCGGCAGCGGCGGGAGCAGCGGCGCGAUGGUGUGCGGCGGCUUCGCCUGCUCCAAGAACUGCCUCUGCGCUCUCAACCUGCUCUACACGCUGGUAAGCCUGCUGCUGAUUGGAAUUGCGGCAUGGGGAAUCGGCUUCGGCCUCAUCUCUAGUUUCAGAGUCGUCGGAGUGGUGAUUGCAGUAGGAGUCUUCCUUUUCUUUAUUGCCUUAGUUGGACUGAUUGGUGCAGUGAAACAUCAUCAAGUAUUGCUAUUCUUUUACAUGAUUAUUCUUUUGCUAGACUUUAUUGUCCAGUUUUCUGUCUCCUGUGCCUGUUUGGCACUAAACAAGGAACAGCAGAGUCACCUGCUAGAGGUGGGAUGGAAUAACACUGACAGCGCGAGGACAGAUAUUGAGAGAAAUCUGAAUUGUUGUGGAUUCAGAGUUUUUGAUCCAAAUGAAACCUGCUUCUCUGAUUGUUUUAGAAGUCACCAGUGUCAACCAUGUGCACCAAUAAUGGAAGAAUAUUCUGGGAUGGUGCUGAGAUACGUCGGAGGCAUAGGUCUCUUCUUCAGUUUCACAGAGAUUCUGGGAGUCUGGCUGACUUACAGAUACAGAAACCAAAAGGAUCCUCGUGCAAACCCUAGUGCAUUUCUUUGAGAAGCUUAUAAAGGACUGAAUCUUCUCUCUGCAUCCUCUACUUCAAAAUGCAGAUUCUCUAUAGUUUGGUAUUCCUCCAUAAUAGGGAUUGUACACGUAGCCAAAAGAAAACUUUCGUUUCCAUAGAAAUGCGUAGUUUUCAUAUUUAAUUUCCCACUGUUUUUCUUGUAAUAAUCUCUGUCUUGAAGUAGACUGGUGCAUUCAGUAGCUGGGCAGAGUCAGAUUGCUGCUCUGAGCUGGGUAAAUAACUCUUUUAAGACUGUGGUAAUUGAUGUGGUGAACUCUAUAGCACUGCUGGCUUCUCCAGAAAACCCAGAAGUGUUUUCAUUGAUUACAAAAAUUCACAUGAUUUCUCAUUAAAAUGCUAAAGAAUAUUUGGUGGAUGGCUGGACUGUAUGAUUUGACUAGGCUUUAGGAUGAAUUUUAAGUAACUGUUUUGUUUUAGUAAUGGUCUCCCACUUCCCUGUUAUGGUAAAAAUAGAAGUUAAGGAUGCUAUUUUCUGUAGUGCACGUAAGUGUAUGUUAAUGACUACUGUAGUUUUCACCCUUCCCUGGUUUUUUUUGCUUUAUGGUAUCUUUAGAAUUGUGUUGAGAAUAAAAGGAAUUCUUUACUUUUUAAUGGAUAUGUUCACUGUGAGAACAAUGAAUGAAGAAAACCAGGAGAAUGUAA
Molecule: messenger RNA, 1416 nt
Organism: Colius striatus (speckled mousebird)
Lineage: Eukaryota; Metazoa; Chordata; Aves; Coliiformes; Coliidae
Gene: TSPAN13
Product: tetraspanin 13
Exons: 6
Coding region: 135-746 (203 amino acids)
Cellular component (GO): membrane
Source: RefSeq, a predicted model, not a curated record